AGAUGUGUGUGUUCUCAGUUGUUGUGUGUUCUCAGUUGUUGUGUGUUCUCAGGUGUUGUGUGUUCUCAGUUGUUGUGUGUUCUCAGUUGUUGUGUGUUCUCAGUUGUUGUGUGUUCUCAGGUGUUGUGUGUUCUCAGUUGUUGUGUGUUCUCAGAUGUGUGUGUUCUCAGUUGUUGUGUGUUCUCAGUUGUUGUGUGUUCUCAGAUGUGUGUGUUCUCAGGUGUUGUGUGUUCUCAGAUGUGUGUGUUCUCAGUUGUUGUGUGUUCUCAGAUGUGUGUGUUCUCAGUUGUUGUGUGUUCUCAGUUGUUGUGUGUUCUCAGGUGUUGUGUGUUCUCAGUUGUUGUGUGUUCUCAGUUGUUGUGUGUUCUCAGAUGUGUGUGUUCUCAGGUGUUGUGUGUUCUCAGGUGUUGUGUGUUCUCAGUUGUUGUGUGUUCUCAGGUGUUGUGUGUUCUCAGAUGUGUGUGUUCUCAGUUGUUGUGUGUUCUCAGUUGUUGUGUGUUCUCAGUUGUUGUGUGUUCUCAGUUGUUGUGUGUUCUCAGUUGUUGUGUGUUCUCAGGUGUUGUGUGUUCUCAGUUGUUGUGUGUUCUCAGGUGUUGUGUGUUCUCAGAUGUGUGUGUUCUCAGUUGUUGUGUGUUCUCAGUUGUUGUGUGUUCUCAGUUGUUGUGUGUUCUCAGUUGUUGUGUGUUCUCAGUUGUUGUGUGUUCUCAGAUGUGUGUGUUCUCAGUUGUUGUGUGUUCUCAGGUGUUGUGUGUGUUCUCAGAUGUUGUGUGUGUGUUGCAGCUGGAUCUCAGCUGAAGAUGUGUCCAUAUAACGGUAAGCUCUCGUCUCUGAAGGUGGUGGUUCAGGUCCAGGUGUGUGGAGCUGCAGGAUGUCCAGAAGCAGACCAGGAUGUAGAGCUUCCUGUUGCUGUAGCCCUCUGAUGGAAAUGUCUCCUUCACAAUAAAAGCCUCUCUGCAGCUGAGGAGCUUUUACUCUGUCGGAGCUGCAGUACUGAUUGGGUUUGAUGCAGGCGUAAACUAACCGUGACGUCACCCGUUGGUUUCAACGCCGAGAAAAUGAAGCCCGGAUUUUGCUACUUCCUGGUCGCCGUUUUGGAUUUUUUGGAGCCAGUGACGUAAAAAGCGUCAUCAAACAGGCUGGACCGGAGAGCAACUAGGGACAGGAUUGGCUGAGGACUCUCUUAUCCCGCCCACAUUUUACCGCAGAGGCUUCUGUUGCUGUCUAUCAAGUAUAGCCACGCCCCCUGGCUCCGCCAACUUUAACGAUUUAUUUAAAAUUCAGUAUUGAUUUAUUUUAAGAUCGGCCACCUGAUCUCUCAUUUUGACCAUGAAAACUAACGGGAAAAAAUCCUGAGCUGUAGAACAUCAGUCUAUCAAACUUUAUUUUCUCCAAAAAUGAAUUGGGGUCUAUGGAGCAAAAGCUUUUUGGAGCCAACCCUAGCGGACGGCGUGAUAUUGCAAGUUUUUGACACUUCAGGGUUGGCUUCAAUUCUGGAGCCAGAUGCUACGUCCAUCUUUAUACAGUCUAUGGUUUGAUGUGAAAAUCUUUCUUCAUGUAGAAGGUCAUCAUGCAGCUCCUCCUGGUCUACCAGAGCUGGGUCUCCUGUAGAAUCAGCUUCUCCAAUAUGGGUUCUCUUCUGCAGAACGUUUCUACUCUUUGAUCUGAUCCUGGAGCUUCAGAAGGUUUCCUGUAUGUGGAACUGUUCUGUCGACAAGCUUUGGUUCUUCACACUUCAACUGAUUAACAACCAAUCAGAGAAAAGCUGCUGAAUGUUGGUGAUGGGAACUGGAAUUACCUCAUUUCCUGCCCCAAAGGUUCUGGAGAAGAUGUUCUGUAGGCAACAGCUGUGGCCUCAGCCGCAGCAGAUGCAGCUGCUUUUGCUGCUGUAGAAGCUCAGAUGU
Molecule: messenger RNA, 1901 nt
Organism: Acanthochromis polyacanthus (spiny chromis)
Lineage: Eukaryota; Metazoa; Chordata; Actinopteri; Pomacentridae
Product: keratin-associated protein 4-3-like
Exons: 7
Coding region: 3-920 (305 amino acids)
Source: RefSeq, a predicted model, not a curated record